Molecule: messenger RNA, 327 nt
Organism: Nezara viridula (southern green stink bug)
Lineage: Eukaryota; Metazoa; Arthropoda; Insecta; Hemiptera; Pentatomidae
Source: the annotation of a GenBank genome assembly
AUGAUGGCGUCGCUGAGAGAGGAAUUUCGCCACUUCCACCCUGAGAUCAAGACGACGACUGUUCAUCCUUUCUUCAUCACACCUCCUCCAUCCAGCGUUGAACAUUGGGACAAAACGUCGAGAAUUCCAGACGUGAGCGCAGUGACAGUGGCGGAGAGGACGGUGGAAGGUAUCAAGAAGGAGAAAGUAACAGUAACCAUCCCCAGCUACCUUUACUUCUUGCUGUUGAUCCUGCAGUUCUUACCAUCAGCUGCAGGAGAAUUUUGGAGAGAUAUGUUCUACGCUAAGAUCAACCCUCUUGAAAAACGAAAAGCCAAAGUUACAUGA